This is a messenger RNA of Parasteatoda tepidariorum (common house spider), 1841 nucleotides long. Its product is annotated as speckle-type POZ protein-like. The record is from RefSeq and is a predicted model, not a curated record. Gene Ontology annotation, molecular function: protein binding. NCBI's taxonomy places the organism in Eukaryota, Metazoa, Arthropoda, Arachnida, Araneae, Theridiidae.
AUCUGGUAUUUGUCAAAGAGGGUGGUCAGAACCGAGUAGUUCGCUUGGUCUGUUUUUCUCACUAUACAUGUUUCAUUUCUUACUCCCUACAUUUCUUGGAGUCACUUGCCGCAGAAUUUGUUGAAUAUUGUGUGGAUUAAUAAUUGUAGCUCUUCAAAUUGGUUCUUUAAGAAGUAGUUAGUGAUGGCUGAACGGAUAAGUUAUUUUUUCCGAUGGGAAAUUGAAAAUUAUUCUUCUUGCUAUUAUGAAAGCUGGAAUAAAUGUCCCAAAAGUCCAGUUUUUACUCCUGCAAAUUUUGGCGGAAGCAAAUGGUACAUGACACUUAUACCUCCACUUAAAACAAAAGAACCAGAUGAAGACAUUUUGUUUUGUUAUUUGCACAGAAAUGACAUUGAUGCGGCUGAUGAGGAAGUAUCAAUUGCUUUCAUAUUUCAACUAAUUGGUGAAAGUGGCAAUAUAAUACACACUAAAGGUUGUAGUUCUUUCAGGUUUAAGAGAGUAUUUAAAAGAAAGUGCUCUGAUUGGCAAGCUUUUCAAUGUGGGCAGAUAGCUAAAGACAGUUUGACCUGGAACAAGGACAUCUUAACCAUCCAGUGCCAGAUGUACACCAUGCAGGAACGACCAAGCAGUGUAGCCCGAACUAAAAUAGAGGUGGAUAGAGCCAGUUUUAUUUGGCAAAUAAACUUACCCGAAAGUAAAUCUUUUUUAAUGGAUCGAAUAUUUUCUUUGUCAGAAACAUCAUUGUACGAAAUAUCUGCGACUGAUGCUCCAAAUGGCUUUAUAGAAUUAAGAGUACGUAAAUUAAAAGGUGAGUCAUCCUCAACUAGACUUUUAAACGGCAAAAUAUCAUUUUUAAACCAUGAAGGAGAAAAGAUUUUAUGGCAAAAUGUCCAACAUUUGUUCCCUUCUAAUUACAAAAAUGACGUAUGGGUGCUUCCUUCUUUUAUCGCCAGAAGAACGAUUAUAAAUGAUAAAAAUAACCAAGUGAAUUGUGUUGCUUUGUUUUGCGAGUUUUCCGCACCCAAUGGUAAUGUACUAUCUGAUAUCGUCAGCAUAAACGAUCCUAGCUCAAUGAAGUUGAGUAAUGUUCUAACUAUGAGAGGCGAUCUCGUAAAAAUGUUUGCAGACCAGGAACAUUCUGAUGUGGAGCUAAAAGCUGAGAACAUGAGUUUACCUGCGCAUAAAUUUCUUCUCUCAGCGCGAUCACCUGUGUUUCGCGCCAUGUUCCACCACAAGGACAUGCUCGAAAAUGAAUCUAAUGUCGUGGAAAUCUCAGACGUUGAUUCCAAGACAUUGAAAUCUUUCCUGGAAUUCUUGUAUACAGGAUCAGUAGAUAUUAUUGAUGACGAAAGUGCUUUAGGAUUGCUGAUAAUUGCCGAUAAGUAUCAAGUUCUUUCUUUAAUAGAUACAUGUUCUAGGUUUGCUCUAUCAGCUCUGUCUUUGGAAAAUGCAUGCGAAAUUCUGUAUUUAUCUGAUCUAUUGAAUCUCAAGCUUCUCAGAGACAAUGCAGUUGAUUUCGUAGUAAAACAUUUCAAUGAAAUCUCUAAAUCCUGUGAUUGGUCUGAAUAUAUUGAGAAGAAUCCAUCCCUUGUAUUUGAAAUACUUUCACACCUGAUGAAGGAUUUGGGAAUUGUUCCAUAGAAAAUAUAAAAAUGCUGAUAAUAGGCAAUCAUUGCAAUCAAGUCCUAUUUGAAAUAAUAUAAAAUGAUUCCAUGGAAACAUGCGGACCAACCACAGAGCAAAAACAUGAAAAAAAUAAAAGAAAUAUACUUUCUAUUGUUAUCAUAUUUUAUUUUCAUGGAAUGUUCUUUAUAUCAGAACUUAAACACCAACAUAAAUAA